UUAAAAUUAACGUUUCAUACAACUAAUCAUAUCAAUAUUUUAAUUCCAAAACAAGAAAGUCCCUCGGCAAUUAACGCAUGUAUAUCCUUAUUUUUACGAUGUUUUUGACAGCUAUGGCCAAGAUGAUUUUCGAAAUGACCAUUUAUAUAUUGAAACGAAACAAUGUUGCCAAUUCUUGUCGUCUGUCUGCUUUUCCUCCAGUCUUCAUCGGUAACUUGUUAUGGUGCCAACGCACAGCAACGUUUAUGGGCAGGGCAAAACAUGUAUCCAGGUGCAAUGGUUCCCAUGAUGCAACCUGAAGGUCUAGGUCAUUACGAACGCUAUGUUCCUUACCAACCAUCACAGCUUCCCUGGGGAAAUAUGCGUAUGCCAAUGCCGUUCUAUCACAUACCGGGCUGUGAUAUUCCUUCCCACCAAAAUAUGCACAUGAUGCGUUCACCAUUCAUAAACGAAAACCAAUUGACCGGAACUCCUUUCCAAGAUCUAGGUCAGUGGCAGCAAGUAGAAUUUCAAAAUGGAAUACAAGGUCAAUGGAACCAACCAGCUAUCAAAGACCAAUGGAAGCAAACCCAAAUACCAAAUAAAGUAAAUGACCAAUGGCAGCAACCAUUUCCUCAUACCAAAGGUAACAACCAAUUCAACCAAGCAGUAUUCGAAAACCAAGGUAACAGUCAGUGGAAACAAGCAUCAUUUAACAAUAACCAAGGUGGAUGGAAUCAACAGAAUUUUAGAAACCAAGGUCAAGAUCAAUGGCAGCAGGCAAAUAACUGGAAUUUGGAUCCGAAUGUGAAAAUGAUUGGCCAAUGGGAUGCUUUUCCAGCAAAUGAUCAGAUGCUUCGACAGCCAGCUGUAGCUGAUUUGGCGCGAACAAGGACGGCAACUCGGUUUGAUACGGUAAAACCAGUACAACCUGGCCCUCAAACAUUUGGUUUUGAAAAGUUAGACGCACCAGUGCAGAGUAGAGGGCAGAGAUAAAAAAGAUAUAUAACAACACCCAUCAUGUCUUUCAUAAUUUAUCGUCUGCUCAUAAAUAUGGUUAUAACAAUGAAUAAAGCAUAAUAAUA
This is a messenger RNA of Ruditapes philippinarum (Manila clam), 1064 nucleotides long. RefSeq lists its product as uncharacterized. The record is from RefSeq and is a predicted model, not a curated record. The coding region runs from base 163 to 975 and encodes 270 amino acids. The transcript has 4 exons. Lineage: Eukaryota; Metazoa; Mollusca; Bivalvia; Venerida; Veneridae.